AGGAGGAGAGAGAGCAGGACAUGGGCGGGAGGGGAAGUUACGACCGAGCAGCAACUCAGUGCCGUCAGUCGAGCUUAAAAAAAAGUUUUCUCCAGGCUAGCGACAUGAAUUCUCAAGGCGGCCGCGCACAGGAUUUACUCGGCAAUAGGGAGCAAAGAUCGCGGGUUAAGGAUUGAGGAGGGCACCCUCCUCCACCGGAGCUCCGCCGGUGAAGCCGAACAUGGGCCAGACCGCUGUGUCUGCCGUGUCUCACACAGCGAGUGCUUAGUCCAUUCACAACUGCUCUUGAAAAGCAUCAACCGACUUGCAACCUGAGUCGCUAGAUAAACUGUGGCUUCAUUGUACGUUGAUGGUUUGGAGAAAUCGUCAUCACCGGCCAGCUGCGACAUGGUGGCGGACAGCGGUUCCGACGGCCACAGUGUGCCCGGCUCCCGGCAGCAACGAGGCAAGCUGUCCAGUCUAGGGAGACUCUUCAAACCCUGGAAAUGGAGGAAGAAGAAGAGCAGCGACAGAUUCCAGGAUCUCUCUAAAGUUUUGGAGAGAAAAAUCUCAACAAGACAAACGAGAGAGGAGCUCAUCAAGAAAGGAGUGCUCGUCUCUGAACAAGACGAGCCCGUCUGUAGGGAAAACCAGAAUGGUCAUGCCACAUCUAGCAUGUCACCGGAGCAGGUCAAAGUUGAGAUUGAAACUAAACUGAGCCAACCUGCCGACCCGACUCCUGGUCCUGACAGCACAGAAGACAAAACAGUCUCAACCGUCCCUGUGACCCGCUCAGAGACACGCGACACUAAACCCGUCGCCCGGGCGACUCAGGCCCGGCCGCGGGAAGCCCAAGCUCGAAAGCAUCACAGCGCCGCUGCGCCCGCCUCCUCCAAGCCUGCGGGUGGCGCCGCUGGCACGGCCAGGCACAGCAGGGAUGCUUCCUCUGGCGCUAAAAAGAGCACCAAAGCAGCCGGAAAGUCGGGCUCUGUGGCGCAAGCUAAAACUAACUCGCGGAGCUCUAGCAACAGUAGUCGCGCCAUCGCUAAGUCCUCUCAUCCGAAGAAGACGCAAGGCAGUUCAGCCAAAGCCACCACGACCACCUCUUACCCCACCAUCCCCCCUCGCUCUCGUCUACCUAAGGACGCCGAAGCGCAGAGCAGAGGCGCCGACACGCGGACCGGCCGGAAAGCCGAAGCUAAUUCUCAGAAGGCUUCUGCGGAGGUUCCCAGUCAGCCGGAGGAAGUCAACUCCUCCGAGGCUCACGGGACCUCUGGUCAAGUUCCCCUCCCCGAAGUUGAGGAGGCUCCCGUCGGUUCCCAAGCCGCCCCGGAGGACAAAGCCCCGUCGGCUGAAUCUUCGGCGAGCCAAGAAAACCCCGCAGAGGCGUCCCCCGUGCCCGCCGUCCACUCCCACCACGUCAACAUUUCCACAGAGGACACUUCCUUCACAGAAGGGGAUGCCCAGGGCGAUGCCCAGCAGGAGAAAGAACUGAGGAUGGGAGGGGAGGGAGGAGAGGCACAAGAGGAAAACAGAGAACCUGCUGAGGACACACAUUGCAGCAGCCCUGUUAAUGCGGACACCAUCAAGCCGCAGGGCCUCAGCGUGAGCAUCCACCAGAUCGAGGUGACGGUGAUCCCCGAACGGCCGAGCGAGAGCCAAGCCAGCGACUCGGACUCGGACGGACCCAUUCUGUACCGCGAUGACGAGGAGGAAGAGGAGGAGGACGAAUACCUCAACAGCUCUCUGGCCAGCAAAAUCCGGCGGCGGGACACCCUCAACAUCAAACUGGGCAACCGUCCCAGCAAGAGGGAGCUGGAGGAGAAAAACAUACUUCCGCGCAGCUCCGAGACGGAGAGACACGAGCUCCGCCAGCAGAUCGGCUCCAAGCUCGUCAGGCGUUUGAGCCAAAGACCAACCACAGAGGAGCUGGAGCAACGGAACAUCCUCCGACAAAAGAACGAAGAGGAGGAGCACGAGGCCAAGCAGGAGAUUAAACGAAAACUCUCCAGAAAGCUCAGCGUGCGACCAACGGUGGCAGAGCUGAUCGCUCGGAGAAUCCUGCGUUUUAACGAGUACGUGGAAGUCACAGACGCCAAGGACUACGACCGGCGGGCCGACAAGCCCUGGACGCGACUCACACCUGCUGAUAAGGCGGCCAUCCGCAAGGAACUCAACGAGUUCAAGAGCAGGGAGAUGGAGGUGCACGAGAACAGCAAACAUUUUACCAGAUUCCACCGGCCUUAACGUGAACUGGACGUCAAGUAUCAAAAGAGGAAAAGUCCACCAGGCCAUCCUACCUGCUGCUGUUCUUCAGUCCGAGCGAGCGCUCUUCUACCCUCUUUGUACUUCCUCGCACCGUAACAACAAACGCAGGUUUGUCUUAAGGGGCCUGGGCUCUUUGUGUGGCCCACUCGUGGAACUUUCUUGCACAUACUGUACCUAUACUCGGAAAAGUGGUGGCUCGUUAAGAGUGAUUUAUUUAUUACGGCGUGCGAAGAGGACUUGCUGGAAUCAAUUUUUUGUUUUUCUUGUCACUCUGAGAGGUGUAAAAUGGAGCGUCAUUACCCGUAUGAAUGUGGCUCAAGGGAACAAUAACUUCAUCGCAAAACAUUUGAUACUGUCUGUAUGUUCCGACUGCCAACCGAUGGACCAUCAGGAGCCGUUGUCAUGUGAUGAGGCCACUAGAGGGCAUUAUGUCAUAAGCACAUUAGCCGCUUGCCCGGAUGCCAUAGAGCCAAGUACCACGAGACCUCAGUUGAGUAAAAUAAGUGCUUCAAAAAAAAUUCCCUCAAGUGCUCAAAAUGUUCUUUCAAAUCUGCACUUUUUAAGCUUUCAAAUUUGUUUCAAUCCUUUUAGUUUUAUUCACAGCUCGUCUUGGUGCCAAAAAGCUAUUACCCUUACAAAAAGCGGCACCAAAGCAGCUCGCCACCAACUAGCGUUCUUUUCCAUGACCAUUUCUAAAAACAUUUCUUAUUUCCAUCUAAUGUUUGCUCCCCCCUGAGCAGUUUGGCCUCUAUUUCUAUUUAUCGAAGCGGCGGCUCGCUCAGUUGAAAACGUAUGCCAUGCAGUUUACAUCGUUAAAAUUGCUAUUUUUGUGUCUUUUUAUAACACGCUAUUAAAUGAGAGGCUCCGGUAAGGAAGCAGACAUGGCGGCUAAGAUUUGGAUAAGAUUUGCAUAAUGCAUUAAAAAAAAAAAAAUCCCAAUUUUAUUGGCACUUUGUUGCAGUCCAAUGAAAAUAUCUUUAUUUUGUAAGUUUCUGCAUGAGCCUUCUGGCUAUCUUCUAUCAAAACACAUUACAAAUCAAAAUUAUGUCUCUACGCUAUGCUGCUUUCAUCCCUAGAAUAAAAAAUUGUCAAGUUACGAUGUGCUAUUAAAAGCGAGACGGCGGUCUGGAGGUGGACAUAGCCGCUAAAAUGAGUAUUUUUAGUAUAAGUUAAAUUGUUAUCAUUAAGUUAACUAGCUUGUUCUGUCUUUUACGCUAGGCUAAGCAUAGCUAAAACCAAAGUUAGUUUUUCAACUUCAAAUUGUGAAUUACUAAAAGUAAAGCAAAAGUAUUAAAUAGUAAAGUGGCCUUCCGACUAUUUGCGUAGACAACCAAUAUCUGCUCAAUUAUCGUGCUUUUGCGUCUACAUGGAUUCCAUGAAUAAUAUCUCACCGCUUGAACAUAUUUGGGAUGAGCAAACCUCACCCAUGUGCAAACAAAUUCUUGAAUAUCUCCAAAGCAGUCAAAUACAAAGUUUUCUGUCAUGUUCCGCUAGCGUCGUAGCGUUAUUAAACGUGAUUGACAGUCUCUUGCACAAAGGCGUGUGUGUGUGUGUUUUGUUGCUGCUUCAAUGUAUGUACACAUAAUCUAAAGUCAUGUACAGUCUAACAGUAUUCUUUCUUUACCACAUGUAUGAUGUACUGUUUAUUGAUUAUUUUGUACAGAAUGUAUAUGGAGCAUGUGCGUACACGGAAUCAAUUUUAUGCCGCAAUACAGCUAUGGUGUAAAUGUUUUAAACUA
Messenger RNA from Syngnathus typhle (broad-nosed pipefish), 3986 nucleotides. RefSeq names its product phosphatase and actin regulator 2 (gene phactr2). Gene Ontology annotation, molecular function: actin binding. The coding region runs from base 388 to 2226 and encodes 612 amino acids. Gene Ontology annotation, biological process: actin cytoskeleton organization. The transcript is spliced from 14 exons. The record is from RefSeq and is a predicted model, not a curated record. Lineage: Eukaryota; Metazoa; Chordata; Actinopteri; Syngnathiformes; Syngnathidae.